UGAACACGUAUGGAUUGUCCACAAUUCUGUGUACAGCAUAAGUAAUCUGUGUAACACAGGAAGAUGGCAGGAAAGCUGAAGAUAAUCGAUAGCAAUGGUGAAUUAAUUCCGGAUUUAGAACCAAGAGAGAUAUUACUGAAGAGUUUCAAUGAAGAUGAGUCACAAAAGCUGCUUGAAAUUUUUAAUGAGGAAUUAAAUGAUUUAGAGAAAAUUUUCAGAGUCAAAAGAGGACAGGAAGGACCAAAAGUAGAAAUUUAUUGUAAUCCUGCAAAAGAAACAAAAUGUCAAAGGGAAGUGGAUAGACUUCUGGAACUAGUACAAGGUUUGAAUGUUGAAGGGAUAGAUUGCCGGAGUCAGAUAAAGUCUAAAGAUGACAUUUUGAGAAUUCUGAAUAAGGAAGUUGGAGUUGUUUGCAUCCCCUCUAAGAUGGACGGAAAUAUCCUCCGAAUUUAUGCCAAAAAUAAAAAUGACCUUUAUCGAGCAACAAAAAAAUUAACUGGUUCUGUAGAUAAAACUGGACAUAAAGCAAGCAGCAGAGAAGGCCGAUCAUUUUCCAACCAUUCAUAUGGUUUAGGUGAUUCUGAUGUAGUGUGUGGAGGCAGGGAGGCCCGUGCUACUGAUGGUGUUAAGACCUUCCGAACCAGCAAUGGACUUAUUGUAAAAAUAUAUAGAGGUGCUAUCACAAAGCUGAGUGUUGAUGCAGUGGUAAAUGCAGCCAACGAACAUCUGGCAAAUGGAGCAGGGGUAGCUGGGGCACUUUCCAAAGCAGGUGGUCAUAACUUUGACAAGGAAUGCCACAGAUUCAUUCAGAAGAAUGGCACUAUCCCUGUUACAAAAAAUGUUGUAACAGGGGCAGGGGCUAUGAAUUAUGAUGGAGUGAUACAUGCAGUGGGACCUCAAUGGUACAGCUACAGAGAUAAGGUGGACUGUGUGAAGGACGUCCGAAAGACUGUUGUUGAAAUACUGAAUACUUCAGAGAAGUCUGGAUACAGAAAUGUUGCUAUGCCACCUAUAAGCUCAGGACUGUUUGGUGUGCCCACUGACCUUUGUGCUGCCAUGUAUGUCCUUGGAAUCAUUGACUUCUCAAAAAACGUUGCCAACCUGAAUAGCCUCAAAGAGUUCCAUAUCAUUGAUAUUAAGGAUGAGAUCCUAAAUAUGGUGAUGCAGUAUUAUCAAGAAUGGAAACAGAAUCCCUCUGCAUUAUCUCCUAGCAUGUUAGUUUCUCAACAUCCAGAGGUUAACAAAGGAGACAACUACAACAGGAGCUGGGAAGACAAGAAGGAUUGGAACACAAGACAAGGUCGCUGGCAUAGCCAAAGUCAAACCCAAGGUCAUGGUGGAAGUCAAGGUCAUAACCAAAGUGUCAGAGGAUCUAGUUGUAAUGCAGGUCAUCAAGGUAGCAAAGAUUACAACCACAGUUAUGGAAGAGGUCAGGGUCGUUACAAAGGUUGUGAUGGUAGUCAGGGGUAUCCUGAUGAUCAUAGCCAACAAAACAGAGGAAGGCAACAACACAUUGAACCUCCUGUCAAAAAAGAUGCUGGUUCUUUCAUUUUCAGAAGAAAGUUGAAGGUUUUGAUUUAUUCUGGAAACAUUCUUCAUUGUAACGUUGAAGCCAUUGUGGCCACAGAUGGUAGAGACAAAAAGGGAGCUAUUUCUACAGCUUUAGAAAAAGAAAAUGGUUCAAGUCUGUGGACAAAAUUUAAAGAUAUCUCAAAUGUUUUCUCUUCAAAACACCUUGGACAAAUCACUACAGUAAAACCAAAUAAAAUGAAACAUCUGCGAUGUAUUUAUUACAUCAUCAUGAAUCGGUUCUCGCGCUCUGUUCCUCCUUCACUUGAACAACUGAGAUAUCUGAAAAGUAUUGUUUUAAGACUCCUAGCUCAAGCCAAUGAAUUUGCAUUAAUGGAUGAGAAGAGGAAGAAGAAAUCAAACUAUCAGCCACUAGAGAAGAUGGCAAUGUCUAUUCCUGGGGCAGGAUCAUUGGAAACCCCACAGUAUGUUGAAAAGUGUUCUGAGGUCAUGUUCGAAGCCUUUGAAGAGUUCACUUGGAAGAAUAAACAAAUCUAUUUGAAGGAAGUUCAUCUGGUUGACUUAAGGGAAGAUGUUAUCACCAAAGUUUUGCAAGAAACAUUCAACAAAAAGGUUUUGAGUCUAAGGUCUUUGCCACUGCCACCACCACAUCAGCCAACCCCGCUUCGUAAAACACAACAGUUUGAAGUAUCUGGACACUAUGACACAAUCCCAUAUGAAGGGUCAAUGAGGAAAUUGAAUCCAGAACAAAACCGUAAAAUUGAUGAGUGGAAAAGCAAGGCAUGCUCAAGGACUCUUGAUAUUGAUCAGUAUGUCACCAAGAAGAAAGGCAAUAUGAAGAUAAUUGGUGGAGAUUACAGCACAAAGCAAGGUGGAUCCACAGGGGCCACAUGCGGUGAUGACACAGAAGAUGGUUGCAUAAUAUGUAUGGACACUUUUGAUGAACCAGUGAAACUAAAGAAAUGUGGUCACAUGUUCUGCAAAGAUUGCAUUUCUGAAUCGUUUAAGCAGAAGCCGGUUUGUCCAGUGUGUACCACGGUGUACACAGUUGUACAGGGUGAUCAGCCAGUUGAUGGAAUCGCCUGCGUCUAUGAAGAGAACAGCUCACUUCCAGGCUAUUCUGGCAAUAAAACACUUAUCAUCAACUAUGUUUUCUCAGAUGGCACACAAGAUGAAGAACACCCUAACCCAAGAUGUGGUUAUAAGGGCCUCAAUCGUAAGGCGUACCUUCCUGGCACGAAGAAGGGUCGUGAGGUCCUCCAGAUGCUCAAAGAAGCUUUUGAGCAAAGACUGAUUUUUACCAUUGGUCAGUCGCGAACGACAGGAGAAAAUAACGUUGUCACCUGGAAUGACAUCCAUCACAAGACACGUCGCGAGGGUGGCUCAGAUAGGUUUGGUUACCCAGACGACAACUAUCUUGACCGUGUCACAGAGGAACUGAAUGCCAAAGGAAUAGGUUUGUAGCUCCUUGAAGCCUACAACAAGCUCCCAUACUAGACACAUCUCCUGAGAUCAACAAUUCUUCAAGCGAGGUGAAAACAUUGACCUUGCUGCUGUUGGUCCAUUGAUCAAACACACACUGUCAGCAUGGCCUGUUUCAACAAGUGUUGGAACAAUCUUCUUCAUUGUAAAGUGAUCAUUGACAUCAGCUCACUAUAUAUAGCUCAGACUGUAAAAGUCCAUACCAUAUAGCCAUUAUUUUCAAGGGGAUGAUAUUUUCACUAUUUCGAGGUACAUUAACAUGAUCGCAAAAAUUUAAUCAAUGAAA
Ylistrum balloti is the source of this 3298-nucleotide messenger RNA. RefSeq lists its product as uncharacterized. The transcript has 7 exons. Bases 64 to 2994 code for a protein of 976 amino acids. Lineage: Eukaryota; Metazoa; Mollusca; Bivalvia; Pectinida; Pectinidae. Gene Ontology annotation, biological process: Notch signaling pathway; protein ubiquitination. The record is from RefSeq and is a predicted model, not a curated record.